AUGGGGGACCACGACGAUUUCGAAGACAACCAGUAUCCGGACAACGACGUAUUCGUUCCAUAUGUGACAGCCGGUAAUUUAGCCCAGAAAAAUGGCGUGAAAAUAACAUUAUGGGGCAAAGUCACCAGAGUCACUGCCAGUGAAGGAUUUUACGUAAAAACCGUGGAUGAUCAGGAAGUUCUCAUUAGGCUUAAGAGACCUUUAAAUGAGCCCUUAGAGGGCUGGUAUGAGAUUUAUGGUGUGUCGCAAGGAAAAAGUGUUUUGUGUGACGAAUAUGUGCCAUUUAAUGAGGAUAUGACAAAAAAUAUUGAUACCGAAGGUCAUAAGGGCUUGGCGAGACUGUUAGCAGCGCUGGAUGACCCUUGGAAUUUAGGAGACGAUAAUUCGUCAAAUGCUAUGGCUGGAGUUGUGCCUAUGGAAGGAAACUUUUAA
Molecule: messenger RNA, 432 nt
Organism: Arctia plantaginis
Lineage: Eukaryota; Metazoa; Arthropoda; Insecta; Lepidoptera; Erebidae
Source: the annotation of a GenBank genome assembly